This is a messenger RNA of Pieris brassicae (large cabbage white), 677 nucleotides long. RefSeq names its product gonadal protein gdl (gene gdl). The coding region runs from base 123 to 650 and encodes 175 amino acids. The record is from RefSeq and is a predicted model, not a curated record. NCBI's taxonomy places the organism in Eukaryota, Metazoa, Arthropoda, Insecta, Lepidoptera, Pieridae. The transcript has 4 exons.
AUUGAAAUUUGAAAGUAAAAACCAUUAAAUAAAUUAAUCAGAAAUGAAUAACGAUAUUGAUAUUCGAAGUAAAACAAGAUAAGAGAAUAAUUGAACAAACAAAAGUUUAUGACAGAAUAAGUAUGAAUGAACCGACACCAGAAGCCUUGCAGAGAAAAUUAUAUUUUCUUCUCGAACAACUACAAGACAUGGCCAGAGAACUACCACCCAAGUACCAAAUGAGAGUACCUAUAGAAUUGUUAUCAGGACUAGCUAAUUGUCUCUUAAAUGAUACUGUUUUUGAAAUAGUUAAAGGUCUUAUGGAAAUUCAGCAUGUCACUGAAAAACAUUUAUUUCAACAACGAUUGCAAAUUAUCAACAAACACACAUCAGAAAUUGAAAGUUUGGUCAACUCAUCACUAACUCCUGAAGAAAAAGAAGACCAGAGACAUAUUCUGUUGAAAAGACAUAAAGAAGAACUUAAACUGACAGACAUGAAAUUAGUUAUACAAUUAGAUCAAAAGGUUAGUGAUCAACAAGAUACAUUGGAAAAAGCUGGAGUGCCAGGAUUUUUUGUCACUACCAAACCAAUAGAAAUCAAAGUUCAAAUGUACUUACUUGAUUUUAUUUUAAGAUUAAGUAAGAUGUAUAUACCUCAAGACUUACAAUAAAAACAAGAUAAUUAUGUGUUUUAACAA